AUGAUUUUUUCGGGAUUACUCCUUAUCUCAUGUAUUUUAUUUAAUUGGAGCUUCUCCCGACCCUUUGAUUCAGAACUUUUAGACCAAUUGCCAAAUAUAUAUAGCGUGAAAGUAUUACAGGAAUUUCCCCAUUAUCACCAACCAGGAAAUUUGAAGAAUAAUUCUUCCGAAGAUGAUCUCUCGUACAAGUACAACAAAAAUCCAUUUACUCAAGGUUUGUUGUUUCUAAAUUCCACAACUCUCAUAGAAAGUGCAGGUUUAUUUCAAGGGAGUUUUAUAAAGCUGAUUGAAUUCCCAAGUAUGAAAGAUAUUCAACACAAUACUUUGAAGAAAGGAAACUGGGGUGAGGGAAUUGCGAUUUUAAAAGACCAUAUUUACCAGCUAACUUGGACAAGUAAAAUAAUGUUUGAAUAUUCAAUUGAUCUUUCAAUACGAAAACAAUAUUCGAUACCAAUAAUAGGAUGGGGGCUUACAUCAGAUAAUGAGUCAAAAAUAUGGGCUACAUCUGGAUCUGAUGAACUUUUUGAACUUAAUAUUCCAGAUUUUGACUCUUCAGAUAAAGUAAAAAUUAAAAACGUAGUAAAACUGAAAUGUCUUGGAAAACCAAUGUAUUACGUAAAUGAGAUGGAAUAUGUUCCAGAAACGAAAACUAUUUGGGGAAAUAUAUUCCAAUCGCAGAUGAUUGUUGAAUUUAAUCCUGAAACUGGGAAAUGUAUUUCUAUUGUAAACCUUAAAUCAAUAUACAACCCAAAAAAUAGCACACUAUUCAAACAUUCUGAUCUUCUAAAUGAUGUACUUAAUGGAAUUGCGUAUCAUCCAAGUCAUCAAGAAAAGAAAAUCUCCAAAUCAAAUGGUCCCAAUCUUUUUGUUACUGGUAAGAGGUGGCCAAGACUGUAUAAAAUAGAACUAACCAAGAUUCCAAUUAAAACACAAAAAGACCAUCCAGUAAACCAAUCAGGAGAUUUUGAAAAAUAUUUUGAGUUUUACAGUUCAUCUGUAAAAAUUCCAAGUUUAAAUUCCAAUAACAAAUUUAAUAUGUAA
Cryptosporidium ubiquitum is the source of this 1041-nucleotide messenger RNA. RefSeq lists its product as uncharacterized. The transcript has a single exon. Lineage: Eukaryota; Apicomplexa; Conoidasida; Eucoccidiorida; Cryptosporidiidae. Gene Ontology annotation, molecular function: glutaminyl-peptide cyclotransferase activity. The coding region runs from base 1 to 1041 and encodes 346 amino acids. The record is from RefSeq and is a predicted model, not a curated record.